GUCAGUGCUCCGUGUUGCGUUUUCUUAAGAACACGAAAAAAAAAGAGGGGAGAGUUUCUUUCGGGUCCUCUUUUUCUUUGAUUGUCGAAAGGCCGCUCCUUUAGGAGAUUUGCGCGCUUCUCGUCGAGAUUAGCCGCCGGUGCUCGGAUCGAUCUGUUUGCGGUGGAGGAAUUUUGAGGCCAAGAAGAGAGUUGGAAUCGGAUCGGGAGUUCUUGUGGUCACAGGGUGCGAAAAAAGCGAGUGAUUUUUGGGAGGAUUUCUUGUUGGGAAAAAAUCGGUUGUUCAGCGGAUUAGAGGCGGAGAUGGGAGCCGGGGCUGAGGUCAUGCAUCAGGUCGUGCCGCUGCUGGAGCCGCCGCUCCACCGGUGCGUCGUUAAGAGCGUCGAUGUCAUGGAGGAGGUGGUUGCCGUGGCGCCUGGGCAGGUGCAGCCAGCGACGUCGCCGAAGGCGCUGUUGGAGGUUGCCGUAGAGGUGCCCGAUCUGGAGUUGAAGAGAUCUUCUAAUGCUGGGAGUAGUGUAUCUGCAGAACAACUGCAGUUUGUCCCUAUCAUUCGAUCUGGUAGCUUUGCUGAUAUUGGACCUAGGCGGUUCAUGGAAGAUGAGCAUAUUAGAAUUGAUGAUCUUUCUGGUCAUCUUGGCUCACUGUUGAUGGUCUCUGCGCCUAGCGCGUUCUACGGGGUGUUUGACGGUCAUGGGGGUUCAGAUGCAGCAGCCUACAUGAAAACACAUGCAAUGAGGUUGUUCUUUGAAGAUGCUGACUUCCCUCAAGCAUCACAAGAGGAUAAAAUAUUUGCUGAAUCUGUUGAGGAUUCGGUCCGCAGAGCUUUCUUGCGGGCUGACCUUGCACUUGCUGAUGAUUCAGUCAUCAACCGUUCUUCUGGCACCACAGCGCUGACAGCAUUGGUCCUUGGGAGGCAACUGUUGGUAGCAAACGCUGGGGACUGCCGCGCCGUCCUGUGUAGGAAAGGGACAGCGGUGGAGGUGUCAAAGGAUCACAGGCCGACAUACGACGCAGAGCGUCAAAGGGUUAUCGAGUGCGGUGGAUACAUCGAAGAUGGGUACCUCAACGGCGUACUCUCUGUGACCCGGGCUUUAGGGGACUGGGACAUGAAGCUGCCCCAAGGCUCUCCGUCGCCCCUUAUCGCAGAGCCAGAGAUCCACUGGACCACCCUGACGGAAGACGACGAGUUCCUCAUCAUCGGCUGCGAUGGGAUAUGGGAUGUGAUGAGCAGCCAGCACGCGGUGAGCACGGUCCGCAAGGGCCUCCGGAGGCACGAUGACCCCGGGCGGAGUGCCCAGGAGCUCGCCAUGGAGGCGAAGAGGCUCGAGACCUUCGACAACCUCACCGUGAUCGUUGUCUGCUUUGUCCCCGACCUCGCCGGGGGCUCGGCUACGCCCUCGGAGCAGGUGCCGGCUGGAAGGAUCAGGUGCCGCAAGAGCUUGUCGCCAGAGGCACUCUGCAAGCUGAGGAGAUGGCUCGAGUCUGACCAGUAGACGCUUCUAUCUGUAGAGGCCAGCGCCAGCCUGUGUUUCUGUGCUGUGGCUGUGUAAAUAUUGGCGCUGAUGGUGUUCCGUCUAGUACGGCUGUGCUUACACGGCCAGCAAUUUUGUAGCUGAGAGAGAGUUCCCCCCACCGCCGCUGCCGCUUUUGUUUC
This is a messenger RNA of Zea mays, 1654 nucleotides long. RefSeq lists its product as uncharacterized. Lineage: Eukaryota; Viridiplantae; Streptophyta; Magnoliopsida; Poales; Poaceae. Gene Ontology annotation, biological process: protein dephosphorylation. The coding region runs from base 303 to 1493 and encodes 396 amino acids. The record is from RefSeq and is marked provisional. The transcript has 4 exons. Gene Ontology annotation, molecular function: protein serine/threonine phosphatase activity; cation binding.